This is a messenger RNA of Cydia splendana, 759 nucleotides long. RefSeq lists its product as uncharacterized. NCBI's taxonomy places the organism in Eukaryota, Metazoa, Arthropoda, Insecta, Lepidoptera, Tortricidae. The record is from RefSeq and is a predicted model, not a curated record. The transcript has 4 exons. The coding region runs from base 1 to 759 and encodes 252 amino acids.
AUGGCACCAUUAACUGCGGCGGAAAAACAACGACGUUACAAGGAGAAACUGAAAAGGGAUCCUGAAAAAUAUGAAGAGUAUAAAAGAAAGAAGAGAGAGAACUAUCAUGCAAAGAAAAGAUUAGUUAAAGCUUUGACACCCAAGGAGCAUUACAACGCAAAAGUCAUAUGGAAACUGAAGAAGAGAAAUCUAAGACAAAAACGGCAGGUCCUCAACCGCAUCCUGGAUAACACGCCACCAAGUUCUCCCUUACACGUGCAAGAGAAUAUACCACAGCCGGUAAACCUACAAGACAACAUCUGCAUCCGAGACAUGCAAGAAAACAUACCACCAUUGGCACCAUUAGACAUGCAAGCAAUAAAAAGAGGACGUAAAAAAGUAAAUAGGGACCGAACGAAGUUGUAUCGGGAUAAUUUAAGGCUAAAAAAAGAAAAUAAAAACUUGAAACGGUUAGCUGAAAAAUAUAGAAAACGUCCUAAAACCUAUUACCCAAUCGCGAACAAGAAUGCAAAUGUUAGAGAUUCUAACUGCUCUAUUGAUAAUCUCAGAGAAGGGGAUAUGCCUGAACCCGAAUCUGAUGAUGAUUUGCCAUUAAGCCUGAUAGUAAACAGCGCAGCAUCAACAUUAGAAGAUAUAGAUAUUACCGAUUUAUGCGGACCUCGUAGCUCUACGUUUUAUGAUGCCAUUUAUGACGAUGAAGAGCAACCGUCAACUUCAACAAGGGGGCAACAAAAUAAAGAAGACCGACCAACUGAUUAG